Messenger RNA from Euleptes europaea (tarantolino), 2556 nucleotides. RefSeq names its product tripartite motif containing 28 (gene TRIM28). Gene Ontology annotation, molecular function: zinc ion binding; protein binding; transcription corepressor activity. NCBI's taxonomy places the organism in Eukaryota, Metazoa, Chordata, Lepidosauria, Squamata, Sphaerodactylidae. The record is from RefSeq and is a predicted model, not a curated record. The transcript has 18 exons.
AUGUCGGCCUCGGCGACCGCGCCGGCUCCUGCAGAAGCGGGCGGCGGGGACAAGCAGUCCUCCUCCGCCGCCUCGGCCUCGGAAGGCAUCGACCUGCUGGAGAAGUGCGGCGUGUGCCGGGAGCGUCUGCGCUCCGAGCGGGACCCGCGCCUCCUGCCCUGCCUCCACACCGUCUGCAAGGAGUGCCUGAAGGCCGAGCCCGCCCCCGCCGCAGGGGGCAACAACAAGGAAGGCCAAGUGGUUGACUGUCCUGUGUGCAAGCACCAAUGUUAUCUGAAGGACGUAGUGGAGAAUUACUUCCUGAGGGACGGUGGGCCAGAGCCUCUUGGGGAUGCCAGAGAUGCUAACCAGUGUUGCACCAGUUGUGAAGACAACGCCCCUGCCACCAGCUACUGCGUGGAAUGCUCGGAGCCCCUGUGUGAGACGUGCGUGGAAGCUCACCAGAGAGUGAAGUACACCAAGGACCACACUGUCCGGUCCACAGGCUCCCCCAAGACCCAGGAGAGAGAGAAGACUGUCUACUGCUCUGUCCACAAACACGAGCCACUGGUGCUGUUCUGUGACACGUGUGACACCCUGACCUGCCGGGACUGCCAGCUGAACGCGCACAAGGAUCAUCAGUACCAGUUCUUGGAGGAUGCGGUCAAGAACCAGCGCAAGAUGCUGGCCUCCUUGGUCAAGCGCCUCGGCGAUAAGCAUGCCAAUCUCCAGAAGUCAACCAAGGACGUGCGUUCCUCGAUCCGGCAGGUGGCUGACGUGCAGAAGAGAGUACAGGUAGACGUGAAGAUGGCUAUUCUGCAGAUCAUGAAGGAGCUCAAUAAGAGGGGCAAGGUCCUGGUCAGCGAUGCACAGAAAAUUACUGAAGGGCAGCAGGAGAAGCUGGAGAGACAGCACUGGACCAUGACUAAGCUCCAGCGCCACCAGGAGCACAUCCUGCGCUUUGCUAACUGGGCCCUAGAGAGUGACAACAACACUGCCCUGCUGCUCUCCAAAAAGUUGAUCUACUUCCAGCUGCAUAGGGCUCUGAAAAUGAUCGUUGACCCUGUGGAACCCCACGGGGACAUGAAAUUCCAGUGGGACUUAAAUGCCUGGACCAAAAGCGCAGAGACGUUUGGUCAGAUAAUCUCGGAACGGAGCGGCGUGCCAGUGGUGCUCAACGCUAAUGCCACCUCCGGCGCUGCGCCUGGAGGAGGACCAGUCAGACCGCCCGGUGCCCCACCUGCUCAGGGGGUCCAGCAAAUGUCUCUGCAGACGGGCGUGAUGAACAAGGGAGCCCUGCUUCAGCCUGUGCUGCCUUCCAACAGCCAGGCUAUCCCUGACUGCUACAUUAAUGAUGCCGGCGCCUCUUCUGCAGGGCAGCCAAUGGACAUCAGUGACGGCUUUGGUGAGUAAAAUAAGGGGGAAGGAUCGUAUUCUGGUGAAGCAAAUGUGUCCGGAAUGAAAAGACCCCGUGGCCAAGAUGGAGAAUCGGGCGUCAUGCGCAAAGUGCCCCGCGUGAGUUUGGAGCGAUUGGAUGUGGACUUGACAUCAGACAGCCAGCCACCUGUCUUCAAAGUCUUUCCAGGCACUUCGACCGAAGACUACAAUCUCAUUGUCAUUGAACGUGGGGCCCAGCAAGCUGCAGCCGCCGCUGCAGCCGCCGCUGCCCAACAAGCAGGACUGCCGACAGCCUCCACUGCAGUGAAGGAGGAGCAGAUGGAGGCAGCCAUCGAACACCCUGUGACCACCGAAGGGAAGGACACCAAGCCCGUCGUCCUGCCUCAGGACGUGCCCUUGGCAGAAGGCUCUUCGGCCCCCCGUCUCAUCUCUCCCAGCGGCAGCAGCAGCUCCGCCACGGAAAUGCAGUCCGUUCUGAGCCACGAUGGCACAGCCAAUGGGGACGAAGCGGCUUGCUGCCGGGUAUGCCUGAAAGCUGGCGCCGUCGUCAUGUGUGACGGGUGCAAGAAGUGCUACCACCUGGAUUGUCACCUGCCUUCCCUUCAGGACAUCCCCAGUCAGGAAUGGAAGUGCCUGCUGUGCGAGCAGCCGGCGGCUGCCAGCGAAGAAGGUGGAGCCGCCUUGGCCGCCAUCUCCGUCGAUGGGGAGCAGAGCAUUCUCAGGAAUGCCGACCAGCAGAGAUGUGAACGGGUCCUCCUGGAGCUGCUGUGUUAUGAGCCCUGCAGGCCUCUUCACCGGCUCUCCAACGCCACGGAGGGGCAGAACACCAUUGACUUGACCUUGAUCAGAGCCAAGCUGCAGGGGAAGCUCUCGCCACCCUACAACUCUCCCGAUCAUUUCGCUGACGACGUCUGGAAGAUGUUCAGGCAGUUCAACAAGCUGACAGAGGACAAGGAGGAUGUCCAGUCCAUCAUCGUGCUGCAGCGCUUCUUCGAGUCCAAGCUGAGCGCCGCCUUUGGGGACCGCAAGUUCUCUGUGCAGGCGGACCCCAUCAACGUGGACGAGCUGCCGAGAGGAGAGAGCAGCCUCUCCCUCCACAGCUCCCCUGCCACCGACCCGGGCGAAGUCGCUUCUUCCAAGCCCGAGGGAAGUGGCGGGGGUGAUGGGACGGCAGCAUAA